CUUUUUUUGUAACUCGCUCUCCCCCUUUUGGGAGUUAGCCUCAAGAAAACCAACAAACAGCAAACAACAAUUGUAUAUAUAGAAUAUACUCAAUAUGACUUGGUCCGACAAAGUUAACGAUGCCGUUGCGCACUCCUUCUUUGGUCGGUAUUUCCAGCUCGAAGGCUCUGGUGCUAGACGUGAACGCAAAGGAACCAGAUUUCUCACUGAAAUCCGUGCUGGAUUUACUGUAUUCUUUGCAAUGGCAUACAUCAUCUCGGUAAACUCUUCAAUUAUCAGUGAGAGUGGUGGACCUUGUGUCUGUAACGGCACCCCAACAGACCCUACCUGUGACAACGACGACGCUUACAUGAGCUGCGUCUACGAAGUCAAAUUGGAUAUGAUUAUGGGCACAACCAUAGCUGCUAUGAUCGCUAGUACUUUAAUCGGUGUUUUUGCCAACCUGCCCCUUGGAAUGGCUCCAGGUAUGGGCUUGAACGCUUAUUUUACCUACACUGUCGUCGGAUACCAUGGCUCUGGAAAGGUCCCUUACGAGACUGCAUUGGCUGCUGUCUUUAUUGAAGGCUUCAUCUUCUUAUUCUUGUCCAUCUUUGGUGUCCGUCAAUGGCUUGCUCGUGUGAUUCCUAUGAGUAUCAAGGUAGCCAUGGGCUGUGGUAUCGGUCUAUAUCUUUGUUUCAUCGGACUUCAAUCCUCGGCUGGUAUCGGCCUCGUUGGUCUCGAUUACUCCACUCUUGUUACUUUGGGCGCUUGCCCCAAAGAAGCGUUGGACGAACACGGUGUCUGUCUCUGGGGACGCAUGACAAACCCAACAACAUAUAUGGGUAUCAUUGGAUUGGUAAUCAUGUCUGUCCUUUUACUUUACCGUGUCCGUGGUGCAAUCUUGAUUGCUAUCGCAUUUAUCGCAAUUACAUCAUGGCCUCGCGUUAGUCAAGUCACCUAUUUCCCUUACACUGUCCAAGGCAACAACCAAUUCGACUUCUUCAAAAAGGUUGUUACUGUUCACCCAAUGAAACACAUCCUUGGAAAAUUCGACUUUAGCUUUGACAAUAAGGAUAUCUGGAUUGCCUUGAUUACUUUCUUGUAUGUCGAUAUCCUUGACACUACAGGUACAAUGUACUCAAUGGCUCGCUAUGGUGGCUUCACUGACAAGGCCGGUGAUUUUGAGCACUCAACCUGGGCAUUCAUCUGUGAUGCUUGCUGCGUAACUAUUGGAUCCUGCUUUGGUUCUUCACCCUGUACUGCCUUUGUCGAGUCUGGCGCUGGUAUUGCCGAGGGUGGACGCACAGGUAUCACUGCCAUCACAGUCGCGUUUGGCUUCUUUGUCUCCAUCUUCUUUGCUCCGAUCUUUGCCAGUUUCCCUCCCUGGGCCACCGGUCCUGCUCUUAUCGUGGUCGGUUCAAUGAUGACCUCGAGUAUCCGCAACAUCAACUGGGACUACCCCGGAGAUGCCAUCCCUGCAUUCAUCACACUCGCCGUCAUGCCCCUGACCUACUCUGUUGCCUACGGAAUUAUCGGUGGUAUCCUCAGUUAUAUCGUCAUCAAUGGCUUCGUCUACAUCGUCGACCGUGCCUCGGGAGGUCGCAUCAAGCCAGACUACUCUGCUCGUGAGGACUGGUGGACUGCUGCAUUCAGUCGUUCGUUUGUCCCUCUCUGGAUCCGAUUCUUGAUAGCAAAGGUCAGAGGAAGAGAAUUCGACUGGCAUCAGGACGAGUUCUCCGAAGACGAGGAUCUGGGUCAUCAUUCCAAGAACGAACACAACAACACCACCACAACUAGUGUAGAGAUUGUCACAGAUGCCGACACCUUGGGAUCAACCAACGAAUUGGCUAGUAUCCGCCACCACAGACGCCAUUCUACUGAAAAGGGUGUAUAUAUGGACUCAUAGACAAGAUAGAAGAGAUGUACAUACAUAUAUAAAACAGAUUUUAUAUUUACAAAAUAAUAUCAUAUAUAUAAAAAGGAACAAGCUACUUUUUCUCUCUACUUUCAAUUCAUAUAUUUCAUUUUUAUUACCAUUAUUCCUUAUAUAUAUAUAUAUGCUUGUAUAGACAUAAACACUUCAACAUCUAGAUAUAUAGAUCUUUCACUUCUUUAUUUCCCUCUUUCCUUCUCUCCAUAGCUAUAUAUAAUAGCUCUCUUUGUAUUCUUGUCUUAACCACUACACUUCUUUUCUUUUGCUUUCUGCCUUUUGUAAUAAAUAAUGCCUUUUUAACUCU
Messenger RNA from Phycomyces blakesleeanus NRRL 1555(-), 2216 nucleotides. RefSeq lists its product as hypothetical. Gene Ontology annotation, cellular component: plasma membrane. Lineage: Eukaryota; Fungi; Mucoromycota; Mucoromycetes; Mucorales; Phycomycetaceae. Gene Ontology annotation, biological process: transmembrane transport. The record is from RefSeq and is a predicted model, not a curated record. Gene Ontology annotation, molecular function: purine nucleobase transmembrane transporter activity. Bases 95 to 1885 code for a protein of 596 amino acids. The transcript is spliced from 5 exons.